GCGCGGGACAGUGCGGCGGUGGCAGCCAUGUGCGAGGCGGGGGUCGUGAGCGCGGCGGGCGAGGAGAAGGCGGCGUCUAACGGGGUGGCGGCGGGGGCCGGGGCCGGGGCGCCGUGCGCGGCGGGCCGGGGCCGGGGCCGGGUGUGCGGCGGCGGCGGCGGGUGCGGGCGGUGGGUGCGGGCGCACGCGCUGGUGCUGCUGACGGUGGGCGGCGUGGUGGCGGGCGCGGGCGCGGGGCUGGGCGCGCGGCGGGCGGGGCUGGGCGGCGCGGCGGUGCUGGCGCUGUCGUUCCCGGGCGAGCUGCUGCUGCGGCUGCUGCGCAUGAUCAUCCUGCCGCUGGUGCUGUGCAGCCUGGUGGCGGGCGCGGCCAGCCUGCAGCCCGCCGCGCUCGGCCGCCUGGGCGGGUGGGCGCUGCUCUUCUUCCUCGCCACCACGCUGCUCGCCUCGGCCCAGGGCGUCGCCAUCGCCCUGCUCGUGCGGCCCGGCCUCGGCGCCGCCCCCGGGCCCGGCUCCGCCGCCGCCGCCGCCGCCGCCGGCCUGCCCGCCGCCAAGGAGGUGCGCGACUCCUUCCUGGACCUGGUCCGGAACAUCUUCCCCUCCAACCUGGUCUCGGCCACUUUCCGCUCGUACGCCACGUCCUACAAGCUGGUGGAGAUCAAGAAGAACAUCACGGAUGAGCUGGGGGUCAUCAACGAGACGGUGGUGGUGGAGAAGGUGCCCUGGGGCGAGGAGGUGGAGGGGAUGAACAUCCUGGGCCUGGUGGUCUUCGCCAUUGUCUUCGGGAUCGCGCUGCGCAAGCUGGGCCCCGAGGGCGAGAACCUCAUCCAGUUCUUCAACUCCUUCAACGAGGCCACCAUGGUGCUCGUCUCCUGGAUCAUGUGGUACGCGCCCCUGGGUAUCAUGUUCCUGGUGGCUGGCAAGAUCGUGGAGAUGGAGGACGUGGCGGCCCUCUUUGCCAGCCUGGGCAAGUACAUCGCCAGCUGCAUCGUGGGCCACGUCAUCCACGGCCUCUUGGUGCUGCCGGGCAUCUACUUCAUCUUCACGCGCAGGAACCCCUACCGCUUCCUCUGGGGCAUCGUCACGCCGCUGGCCACCGCCUUCGGCACUUCCUCCAGCUCGGCCACGCUGCCACUGAUGAUGAAGUGCGUGGAGGAGAACAACGGCGUCUCCAAGCACAUCAGCCGCUUCAUCCUGCCCAUCGGAGCCACGGUCAACAUGGACGGUGCCGCCCUCUUCCAGUGCGUGGCCGCCGUCUUCAUCGCACAGCUCAACAACAUCUCGCUGGACUUCAUCCAGAUCAUCACCAUCCUGGUCACGGCUACGGCAUCAAGCGUGGGGGCGGCAGGGAUCCCGGCCGGCGGCGUCCUCACUCUGGCCAUCAUCCUGGAGGCCGUGGGGCUGCCCACCAACGACAUCUCCCUCAUCCUGGCUGUGGACUGGCUCGUGGACCGCACCUGCACCAUCCUCAACGUGGAGGGCGACGCCUUCGGCGCAGGGCUGCUGCAGGCGCACAUGGAGCGCAGCGGCCAGGCCGUGGCCGAAGAACUAGUGGAGGUCAAGGCGGACGGGCUGGCGCCAGGCAAGGGCGAGGGCUCCCCGCUCCUCCGGACUGACCCCCCUGCCCCUGUGGAUUCCUGCGAGGAGUCGGUGAUGUGAGGGGCUGCGGCCGGCGGCUCCGCAUCACGGACAGGCCGGACUGCACAUUCCUGCUUCCUGGCCUGCUGGACUCGAGUGGGGGCCGGGCCCUCUGCCCCCGACUUCCAGUCUGCGCCGUGGUGCAGAGCCUCACUCCUGGGGCCCCGGCUGCCCCUCGCGUCCUGCCUGCCCCCCGUGACACUCGUGGACCAAGCACCCCCCAGACCCACGACUUGAAGCUGCAGCGGCGCGGUGCCCUGCCCCGCUGCCUCCUGCUGCAGCUGUGGCUGUGCCUGGCUCCGUGUCGCAGGGGAGCGAUGUCGGUGGCCCAUGCCGUGACUCUGGGGGACGUCACUUCUCAGGGCCCCGGGGCCCGCGGCCUAAUUUAUUUUGCUAUUUUUAAAACGCUGGGAAGGAGGCUUGUCCUGGUUGCAAGGAGCAGGGUCCUGGGGCGAGGUCUGCUUCAGGGGUGGGACCUGCGCUGCUGCCGCCGGGGUGGUCUUCUCGCACCUGGGUCUUUCAAACUGCUGAUGCCGGCGGGGCCGCAGCUCUCCCUGGCAGCGCCUGGGCUCUCGCUGCAUGCGCUCCAGGGAAGCGGGUCCGUGGAGGGCUCGGCCCCGAGCCGACGGGCAUGGGAGCUGGCCUCGGGUUUUUAAACACUUGUUCUGUUGUGAACGCUGCUCUGGGCCACAGCCCACGUCCACUGGCCCUGCAUCUGCUCCAGGGAAGCAGGGCCGUGGAGGGCUCAGCCCUGAGCCGGCCGGGGUGGGAAGGAGGGGGCACGGUACGUGGUCAUUGGCUUGACCUCACAUGGCCAGGACCCAGCCCGUCCUUCCCUGCCCCGGUCGUGUCCCACUGGAGCUGGCCUCGGGUUUUUAAACACUCCGUUAUUUCUAUUGUUUUUAACCGCGGCUCUGGGACCAGGACGGGCGGGCGCCCCUGGGUCUCCAGGCCCCCCUGCCCAUGAGCCCCUCACCGUCCAUGUCCUCAGGCAGCAACGGGCAUUGGCCCUGCUCCCCUGGCGGGGGCUGAGCACCAGCUCCUCUCCAGUCAUUCCAGCCUGGCCCCAGCGCUGCAGACACACGGACAGCCGGGGGGGGUCUGUGUCUGGGCGCUAGGGCCAGUCGGGGGUUCCUCCAGCCGUGGGGGACGGGUCGAGUGUGGGGGGCACCAGAUCGCCUACGGGAGGGCGGCCCUCAGCAGUCGAUCGCGGAGCCAGCAGCAAAACCGGAAGGGCGUUUCUAGCACCGCUUCCCGUUUUGCAGCUGGCACGUCCAGGGGGGGGGCGCGUGCCCCCCUACGUGUCGCCUACGCCUGGUAAUUAAUGAAGGCAGAGGGGCCUGGCAGCUCUGGACGGGAGGGUCCUGUGUCCCCAGGGUGCUGUGGGCAGCACGGGUCUCUUCAUGCCGAAAUGACUGUAACGGGUAAGGGUCUAAUCAGGACUUCAUUAGCAAUGCAAUAAACGAAGCACCCGA
Alligator mississippiensis (American alligator) is the source of this 3110-nucleotide messenger RNA. RefSeq names its product solute carrier family 1 member 5 (gene SLC1A5). The coding region runs from base 28 to 1656 and encodes 542 amino acids. Gene Ontology annotation, cellular component: plasma membrane. The transcript is spliced from 8 exons. Gene Ontology annotation, biological process: L-aspartate import across plasma membrane. Gene Ontology annotation, molecular function: L-aspartate transmembrane transporter activity; symporter activity; neutral L-amino acid transmembrane transporter activity. Lineage: Eukaryota; Metazoa; Chordata; Crocodylia; Alligatoridae. The record is from RefSeq and is a predicted model, not a curated record.